Messenger RNA from Prosopis cineraria, 1652 nucleotides. RefSeq lists its product as uncharacterized. The record is from RefSeq and is a predicted model, not a curated record. Lineage: Eukaryota; Viridiplantae; Streptophyta; Magnoliopsida; Fabales; Fabaceae. The transcript has 12 exons. Gene Ontology annotation, biological process: negative regulation of translation; mRNA catabolic process. Gene Ontology annotation, cellular component: CCR4-NOT complex; CCR4-NOT core complex; P-body. The coding region runs from base 394 to 1437 and encodes 347 amino acids.
UCAAGAAUCUUUCCUUUUUUCUGUAACUUCUUGAUUUGCAACAACAGAGUACAAAGGGAAAACUCCUGAGUGCAGUUGCCUCAUCAGAAUCUUGUGCCAUUUUUCUCUUCUUCAUCUUCUUCAGCGUUGAGCCAAUCAAGAUAGACAUCAAAGCAGGAAUUUAUCACGCGAACAAGGUCCUCCUUCACAGAUCGCGUUCCCUUCCAUUGCCCGUCGUCCGUCGGAAUAUGCAGACAAACAAGAUUUUACGAAGUUGCCCAUAAUCUUCUCCGCUUGUGAAUCUGAUUGACAUUUCUCAAUUGUAUUGCUGCGAAAAAACCCAAUCUUUACUUUUGGUGCUUCUGCCAAGCUUCAAUGGUCUCAUAGAGCUUCCUAUUCCACUCUCUAUUUCCGAUGACGGAAACCGAACAAACUCCCAAAGCUAACACUCUUGUGGAGAAGGCAUCUGAGGAAACGUCCCUCAUUCUCGUCCGCCACUCCAACCUAAACCAAGAUCCUGUGAAAGAGAGUCGCCGACAACGUUCAAGAAGGAAGCCCAAGAAUCGGCAGUCGGGUAAAGCCACUGAAAUGCCGCAGGCGAUUCUCAAUCUUCAGGACGAGAACUGCAGAGAGUCAGCUCUAAGAAAGCUCAGCAAUUUUCUUCUUGAGAAGCGGGAGCAAGAUCUGGAUAAUUACUACAGUACCGGGUAUAUGUUGUACAAUUCCUGCUGUACAAUGACUAUUUUGCUACAGGAGUUGUUGACAUUUUUCAGAAUGAUGGAUGAUGGGAGCCUUACUGCAAGAGCUUCCAAGCGUUUGGCAAAUGUUCUUACUUUAUUCCAGUGCAUUGCAGCUGGUAAGGAGACAAGGCACAAAUUUGUGAAAUCUUCAAUCCCCAACUUUCUGGUUCCCCUAGUAACAUUUAGAGCUCCUCUGGAGGAAUUUGAGAAUGUUAGAGCUGUGGCACUUUCUGUGAUAGGCAUCCUCUGCCAGGCGAGAGAAUCAAUCAUAAUCCAAUGGGCUGUUGAAAGUAACAUGGUGGAAGUAUGCCGGAUCAGCUUAGAGAUUGGAAAUGAACUCUCCAAAGUGGUAGGAAUGUACGUCAUCGAAACCAUCCUCCAAAAUGACUCAGGAUUGUCCCACAUAUGCAAUCCCAAGUCUAAAUUGCUCAAGAAACUGAUGGCAACAUGGUAUCAACUGGUUACAUGUUUGGAUGUGGAUCAAGGUUUCUCACCUCGUCUUUUGUUUCAUGUAAUUCGGUGCUGUUUCCUGCUAUGUAAAGAUAUGAGGGGAUAUGACGUGAUAAGAGAGAAUCUGCCAGAUCCCAUCUCAAAUGGUUAUUUUGAUCCAAUAAUAGAUGAGUUUCCUGUAAUUGGAAGUUUGCUUCAGCAACUUCUCCUGACGGUUGAUAAGGUUGAUAGCAGAGGAGCUUCUCAACGCGUGAUCAGUGAUGGAUAAUCCAUAGAAAACUCCAUUUGAGGAUUAUUUCUGUGACCAUAAAUGCAAGAACUAGGCAUUUAAUUGCUGUGAUAGAAGACUGUACCUACUGUGAAUAAAAAUGUAUAUUUGAUGGCAAAAAGAAAAAAUGUAUAUUUGAACUGCAACAGAUAGAAAAUUGACUGGAGCUGUUUGUAAAUGUGAAAUUGGUAUAUAACUAGUUUUCUGAUUCAAAA